Staurois parvus is the source of this 353-nucleotide messenger RNA. The record is from the annotation of a GenBank genome assembly. NCBI's taxonomy places the organism in Eukaryota, Metazoa, Chordata, Amphibia, Anura, Ranidae.
ACACUUGGUACAGUGCAGUCAGAGAAGUACCGCUCUCCUGGCAACCACCAAACCCAGACAUGUCCAUCGGAUUGCCAGACAGAGAAGUGUGAUAAGCCACUCCAGAGAACACGUUUCUACUGCUCUAGAGCUGCUCUAGAGUCCAGUGGCAGCGUGCUUUACACCACUGCAUCCGACACUUUGCAUUGCACUUACAUGCGCUGACCCCGCUCUGUCAUUUUACGUGGUUUACCACUUAGUUUUGACUUAUUGAACAGGUGGCAACCUAUCACAGUACCAUGCUUGAAUUCACUGAGCUCCUGAGAGCGACCCAUUCUUUCACAAAUGUUUGUAGAAGCAGUCUGCAUGCCUAG